Phoenix dactylifera (date palm) is the source of this 1310-nucleotide messenger RNA. It is a transcript of the gene PYR1, whose product is annotated as Polyketide cyclase/dehydrase and lipid transport superfamily protein. Gene Ontology annotation, cellular component: cytoplasm; nucleus. NCBI's taxonomy places the organism in Eukaryota, Viridiplantae, Streptophyta, Magnoliopsida, Arecales, Arecaceae. The record is from RefSeq and is a predicted model, not a curated record. Gene Ontology annotation, molecular function: protein phosphatase inhibitor activity; abscisic acid binding; signaling receptor activity. Gene Ontology annotation, biological process: abscisic acid-activated signaling pathway.
UUUAUCCCCUAAUUCAGCGCUAUAAAAGGUAACCGGGAUCCGCUUCUCUUCCCCCGGGGAGGAGGAGGACGAAGCCAUGGAGGGAGGAGGAUCCGAGGAGGAGGAAUCGAGAUCGGCGGCGUCAGAGUUGCCGGCGGGGCUCGCGUCAGAGUUGCCGGCGGGGCUCACGGCGGAGGAGCAGGAGGUGCUCCGGCCGACGAUCGAGGAGCACCACCGCUACAGGGUGGGCCUGGGCCAAUGCUCCUCGCUGCUAACCCAGAGGAUCCACGCCCCGGCCGCCACUGUCUGGUCAGUCGUACGCCGCUUCGACCGGCCCCAGAUCUACAAACACUUCAUCCGGAGCUGCGCCAUCAAGGGCGACGGCGACGUUCGGGUCGGCUGCCUCCGCGAGCUCUGCGUCAUAUCCGGCCUCCCGGCGACCACCAGCACCGAGCGGCUAGACGUGCUCGACGAGGACCGCCGGGUCACCGGGUUCAGCAUCAUCGGGGGCGAGCACCGCCUCCGGAACUACCGGUCGGUGACGACGGUGACCGAGUUCUGCCGCCCGGGGGGCGAGAUCUGGACGGUGGUGCUGGAAUCGUACGUCGUGGACGUGCCGGAGGGGAACACCGUGGACGACACCCGGCUCUUCGCCGACACCGUGGUCCGCCUCAACCUCCAGAAGCUCGCCUCCGUCGCGGAGGCGAUGGCGGCCGCGGCCGCGGAGGUGGAGGCGUCGGCGGCGACCGCCGAUCCGGAGAAGGGGAAGUGAUCCCAGAUCCCUCCGCCCUCCCCGCGGAAAAAAAAAAAAAAAAAAUUAGGUCCGCUUUCUAGCUUCUGUUUUCGUGGUUUGUGAUGUAAUAAUGUCGUAAUUUAGUGGAUGAAAAUACGGAAACAUCCCUAAUCUCUCGUUAACUACGGAGACAACCCUUCCGUUUCUGCAGGGAUAUCUGUCUAUUUUCUCUCCAAUGAGGGACGUUUUUGUAAUUUCGCCUUUUCUCUUUUGUUUUCUGCUUCUGUGCGAAUUUAAUUCUUUUCGCUCAAAAAAAUUUUGGAGGGCGAGUGCUGGCCCACGUCAGAUUCGAACAGAUGGCUGAACAGCGGCGGAGGAGACGGCAGCUCCUGCGGUUUAAUAAAUUCUUUUCAGCUUUCCGAGAGAAAAUUGAAGGGUUUGCGAAGGAGCCGUUCGUGGGGCUUUAUGCUGUUGUCGCCGUGCUGCCACGGGCAUUUGGACCGGUACUUUUUGUGGUGGUUGAGAAAUGGGGGGCUUUCCCCUUCUCAGAGCCGAGGAAAUAGUGAGAAGGGAGCAAAACUUACCGUCUCUUUCCAUU